AUGGAAGAGCUAAAACGAAAACCAGCUUAUUUUGUUGCUAUAAAAAACAUAGUUCAAUGCAUCGAAACCCAAUUAAAAAGUAGAUUUGGAGAUCUUGGGCACGAGCAAUCUUUGUCAUUGUGCACAAUAUUGGACCCGAGGUACAAAACAUCAAUGUUCAUUGACGAAAGUGCAGCUGAAAGGGCCAAGUCCAACCUUGUCACAAAGGUCUAUAAUCUCAUGACAGACGGGACAGAGCUAACUCCUUUAGCUACCGCGGAACCUCAGUCAAGCAGAGAGGACGACGAGGAAAUUAGUGUGUGGAGAAAAAGAAAUUCAAUCUUAGAAAAAAGAAGGGUUAACCCUAACCAAAAUCUUUUUCAAACCGCUCAACGGGAAGUAGAAUUGUCUGCAAGAUGA
Molecule: messenger RNA, 399 nt
Organism: Parnassius apollo (apollo)
Lineage: Eukaryota; Metazoa; Arthropoda; Insecta; Lepidoptera; Papilionidae
Source: the annotation of a GenBank genome assembly